AUGACAGAAAGAAUUGGUAAAAUUCAAACAAUUAAAGGUUUAAUAGAAAAAGAUGAAUUAGGUAUAACACAUAUGCAUGAACAUAUAUUUAUAAAUUAUUUGGAUUAUUUUGAAAAACCAAAUGAACAAGAAUUAAAAAUGUGUUGUUUAGGUGGUGGUAGUGGUAGUGGUAAUAGUAAUAGUAAUAAAACAAUUGAAGAUUUAUCAAAUGAAAAGAUAUCACUUAUAAAUAAUCAUUGGGUACAAUAUAAUUAUAAUAAGAAUUUACAUAAUUUACAAUUAAAUGAAAUGGAAAUUGCAAUAAGGGAAUUAGAAAUGUUUAAAAGAAAUGGUGGCUCGACAAUAGUUGAAGUGACAACUAAAGGUAUAGGUAGAGAUCCACUCCAAUGUUUAAAAGUAUCACAAGAAUUAAAUAUAAAUAUUGUAAUGGGUGCAGGAUACUAUUUAGAUAAAUCAAUUUCACAAUUUGUUCAAUCAAUGACUGAAAAACAAAUGGAAGAUGAAAUUGUUAAACAAUGUUUAAUAGGUAUAGAUGAUACAUCCAUUAAAGCAGGUAUCAUCGGGGAAGUAGGUUGCUCAUUUCCCUUAACAAACAAUGAAAAAAAGUCAUUAAUUGCAUCAGCAAAAGCCCAACAAAGAACCGGACUCUCUAUUUCAAUCCACCCAGGUAGAUCUCAAACUGCACCACUUGAAAUAAUCCAAAUCCUAAAAGAUUCCGGUGCAGACUUAUCAAGAGUAAUCAUUGGUCACAUUGAUCGUACAAUUCAUGAUAUUAAUAUUCUACUAGAAACUGCCAAAACUGGUUGUAUCUUAGAAUUUGAUUUAUUUGGUAUGGAAAUUUCACAUUAUCCAUUUGGUGGUGAAGUUGGAAUGCCAUCAGAUAAUCAAAGAAUUGAAUGGAUUUAUCAAUUAAUUAAACAUGGUUAUGGUGAAAAUAUUGUUAUCUCUCAUGAUAUUUAUACAAAACAUCGUUUGGUUAGUUAUGGUGGUCAUGGUUAUUCUCAUAUUCUAUUCAAUAUUAUACCAAGAAUGAAAAAGUUUGGUUAUUCUGAUACUGAUAUUAAUAAUAUUUUAAUAAAUAAUCCAAAAAGAUUAUUAACAAUUAUUAAAUAA
Molecule: messenger RNA, 1113 nt
Organism: Dictyostelium discoideum AX4
Lineage: Eukaryota; Evosea; Eumycetozoa; Dictyosteliales; Dictyosteliaceae
Gene: pter
Product: phosphotriesterase-related protein
Exons: 2
Coding region: 1-1113 (370 amino acids)
Cellular component (GO): cytosol
Molecular function (GO): N-acetyltaurine hydrolase activity; zinc ion binding
Source: RefSeq, a predicted model, not a curated record